CAGAGAGAGAGAGAGGGGACGAGAGAGUAAUGUUCUAUAAAAAGCUUUAGUGAGGGGGAGGAAGGUGGUCCACAGAGUUCUAAUGAAAUAAUGAAGUGAGUUCCACACACUGAGCUGGAGCGAGGCUGAGGUGGGUGAUGGAUCCUCUCCUCGGCGAUGAGAGCGGAAGACGCAGGUGAAUGAAGACUAGCAUCAGCGUUCCAUCACAGAUGCCCACCACUGUGCCUGAGGACCGUCCAGCAAUAGAUUACAACCUGUGACCUUUUUGUCAUCCCAAAAACUGCCCAUGGAUCUUUACCCCAAAGACCCAUAUGCCCCCGAUGACCCGCCAGUGGAUAACGACUGCUUCCCGGACCUGGAGUGCGCCGUGUGCUUCAGCCAGUUCAACAAUGUCUUCAACACGCCUAAGAUGCUUGAAUGCAAGCACACCUUCUGCCUUGAGUGCCUCGCCCGCAUGAAUGUCAAAUCCUCUCAGCCCGAAACCAUACAGUGCCCACUCUGUCGGGCGUACACCCCCUUACCCGCCCUGGGCCUGCCCAAGCUGGCUACGGACCCUGCGGUACUGUCCUACCUACCGGAGGCCAUGCAGCGCGUCUACAGCAUCCGCUUCAACCGGGACCGGGGGAAGCUACAGGUAAAGCGAGCACCCAGCUCGGUGCCGCCCUGCCCGGGCGAAUCCCGCCACAGCGUGGACCUCGGGGUGCCCGUUGACUCUGAGGACAGUGACAGGAGGAGCCAAAGUGGUUCGUUCUGCACUAGGCUGAUACGGAUGCCCCUCUGCAAGGGGCUCUUCAUGGCUUCCGGAGUGCUUAUAAUGGUCUCGCUCACCAUCGGCAUCGUCAUCAUCCUGUCUCAGAAUAAGAAGCAGUGA
Colossoma macropomum (tambaqui) is the source of this 871-nucleotide messenger RNA. Its product is annotated as RING finger protein 225. Gene Ontology annotation, molecular function: ubiquitin protein ligase activity. The coding region runs from base 287 to 871 and encodes 194 amino acids. The record is from RefSeq and is a predicted model, not a curated record. NCBI's taxonomy places the organism in Eukaryota, Metazoa, Chordata, Actinopteri, Characiformes, Serrasalmidae. The transcript has 2 exons. Gene Ontology annotation, biological process: protein ubiquitination.